Vombatus ursinus (common wombat) is the source of this 2604-nucleotide messenger RNA. It is a transcript of the gene GORAB, whose product is annotated as golgin, RAB6 interacting. NCBI's taxonomy places the organism in Eukaryota, Metazoa, Chordata, Mammalia, Diprotodontia, Vombatidae. The coding region runs from base 641 to 1264 and encodes 207 amino acids. The transcript has 6 exons. Gene Ontology annotation, biological process: non-motile cilium assembly. The record is from RefSeq and is a predicted model, not a curated record.
GCUGGGGUCGUCGCGUUGGCAGCCGGGGAUCCUCGAAGGCUCCGGGGGCCCUGGGAAGCCUCUCAGAGGCGCGGGCGGAUGGCGCAAGCAUGGGCAGGCUUCUCCGAGGAGGAGCUGUGGAGGUUGCGGCAGAACAAAGGUCCUAGGGAGCCACUGGAGUUUAUUGAAUAAGAGAUGUCAUGGUCAGACCUACAUCUUCCUAAGAUCAGUUUGUGUGGACUGGAUUGGAGAGAUAUUUGGAGAUCCGUUAGAGCCCACUGAUCGGCAAAAGCGUCACCCCCUGAACAAAAGUCGACAACAGCUGCAACGUGAAAAGGCCCUUCAGCAGAGAAGCCAGAAGCUCGGACUUCAGCGUGGUGCUCCGUCAGAACCUCGAGAGCAGUUGCUUUCUGCCCCAAAACAGAAAGCUGACUCUCAGCCGCAUCACCCAUCUCCUGCUCUUGUCAUCACCCCUGGUGAUAAUGAAAAGCAUCAGAGCAUUGGAAAUCAACAGAAAAAAGCAGGACUUGAGAAUUCCUAUAAUAAUGCCGAUGAAAAAGAUGAGGCCGUUACUCCGAAACCAAACUGUGAAUUGGAAAAAAAGAAAGUGAAGGUGCAGGAAAAAUCUCAUUGGGAAGUCCUCCAGGAAGAACAACGACUAAUGGAAGAGAAAAAUAAACGGAAAAAAGCAUUGUUGGCCAAAGCUAUUGCAGAAAGAUCUAAAAGGACGCAGGCAGAAACCAUGAAACUGCAGCGCAUCCAGAAGGAGUUACAGGCUUUAGAUGACAUGGUGUCAGCUGACAUUGGAAUCUUACGAAAUCGAAUUGAUCAGGCAAGCUUGGACUAUUCCUAUGCUCGGAAACGCUUUGACAAGGCAGAAAGCGAGUAUGUGGCUGCCAAGCUGGACCUGCAGCGGAAGACGGAGAUCAAGGAGCACCUCACGGAGCACCUCUGCACCAUCAUCCAGCAGAACGAGCUGCGCAAGGCCCGCAAGCUGGAGGCGCUGAUGCAGCAGCUGGAAGUGGAAGCUGACGAGGAGAGUCUGGAGCUGGAGAUCGAGGUGGAGAAGCUGCUGCAGCAGCAGGAGGAAGAAGGAAGGAGAAAAACGGCCCUUUCUGAGGAGGUGCCGCAGCCGUCUGCCAACGGCGUCACUCUAGUAAUGGCGGCCGAGGGGAGUGGGGAUCCAGAAGCCGUUGUUGGGCCACAGGAUACGAAGGCGGAGACCAGGGCCUGUCCAAAUCCUGGCAGUUCCGAGCAGGAGGGGCCCGCCGAUCAGGCCACCUGAAGGGCCAGCGUCCGUGCUGUCCGGAAGAGAGUCUGUGAUGGGCUGCCGUGCUUUCUGCCAUCGGGUGUGCCCUGGCUCGGUGAAAUUCGUAGCGAAAGCCAUCUUUAUAUUAAUUUUGAGUCCCAUUUGUGAAGUGCCAAAUAACAGUUGCAUUUUUAUUGUAAAGCAUGAGUCCGGGGCGUAUGCUCAGCCCUGAGGUUAGUCAACUUCAGUCUGCUUUAUGCUUCCACUGCUCUUCUGCCCUCAGGACCUGACCACCAGAGGCCAUGCGGUGGAGCGGCUUAGCUGCUGGGCUCGGGUCUUCCAGGGACCAUGUUUGCUCACCUUCAUCUAGGCCGUUUUCUGCAGAUGCUCACCCUCCCUCACCCCACCUCUGAUUUUCACUUCUUUGUCAGAGAAUUAUAAUCAAAACACUCCAUUGGUGUACCUGAGGUAUAUUACUGAGCUGCUCUGUUGUUCCACUGACUGUCCUUGUGAUUUCGCUGAACAGAACGGCUUUCCGAGGCCCCCACUCCCCAAUAUAUGUUGUUUCCCACGUUAAAAUAGAAACUCUGAGCCUUUCACCAGAAUCUUUGGCAAUAUUGUAAGUGCUUUUCAUUCAUUCAUCAUUCACUUCCUUCACCAUCUCAUUUCAGAAGGCCAGUUUGAAGAAAAGCUAUGCUACUAGAAUUUUAACUUUCCUUUUUUUAAAAUCAUUUUUCUGAUGCUCAUUUAAAAAAAAAAAAAAACUAGAAAUAAUUUUCAAUGUAGUACCUUACCUGAACUGUAUUAAAUUUUGCUGGGAAAAUUUGGUAGUUCUUUGACGUAGGGUUUUCAUUUGUUUGGGAGGGAGUGAUAUGUUAGGAAAGCAUCUGUUUCUCUUUUUUACUAUUGUGUAAGAUGGUGAUGGCUUCCGUCUUCUAAAUAGGCUCAUUGUUGAAUGCCUCAUCUGGACUAUAGCAAAUUUGUUCAACACUCCUCAAGAGGUGCAUAUUUGAGCUAUUAUACCGUUGACUUGCAUUCAUUUUAUAAAUCACAAUGGAUAGAUCACAUGAGUCUAGGGCAUUGGGGUGUUGCCCCAUCAAACUGUUUGAAGACUUUUGGGACAAGUGCUGUAUACAAAGCAGUGGGUUUCUGCUGUUAAUGUUAACAUUGCUUCAGUGCUGCUGGUUGUCUAAAUUUAGAAGAAAACUUAGCUGUCUGAAGAGUGAAAAUGUCAUAUAAUAAGGUGUAUCAGGGAAUAAUUCAGUGAGUCAUUGCUGUUUGUGGUCAAAAAAGCUUUGGUAUUUUUUUUUCUCAAUUUGUUUUGUGUGUUGGGAGUAUAUGAACCUACAUAACAAAAUAAAUUUUUAAACACUAUA